Molecule: messenger RNA, 1474 nt
Organism: Drosophila kikkawai
Lineage: Eukaryota; Metazoa; Arthropoda; Insecta; Diptera; Drosophilidae
Gene: bap
Product: NK3 homeobox bagpipe
Biological process (GO): cell differentiation; regulation of transcription by RNA polymerase II
Cellular component (GO): nucleus
Molecular function (GO): DNA-binding transcription factor activity, RNA polymerase II-specific; RNA polymerase II cis-regulatory region sequence-specific DNA binding
Source: RefSeq, a predicted model, not a curated record
ACCUCGAGACGUGAAGAUCCGUGAAAGAUUUUCCGGGAGUGAAAACCAGUGCUAAAGAAAAUAUUUUAAAAAAUUCGAAAAUCAAAUAAAAAACAUAAGAAAAUGCUAAAUAUGGAAAGUGCGAGUGUGGGCGGCGGUGCCAUGGCGGGUCUGAGCAAAUCCCUUACAACGCCCUUCUCCAUCAACGAUAUCCUCACGCGCAGCAAUCCGGAGGCGCGGCGUGUGUCCAGCGUGGACUCCGAGCCGGAACCAGAGAAAUUUCGACCCUCCGAUAGAUCCGAGCGAUCCACCUCCAAAUCCCCGCCUCUAUGCUGUCGCGAUCUUAGCCUGUACAAGUUCUCCAGCGCCAAGGAGAUGCCACCGAAUCCCAGGCAGCAGCAGCAGCAGCAGCAACAAACUGCAAAUUAUCUUCAAUAUUAUGCGGCGGCUUUAGAAAACAACAACAACAACAGCAGCAAUCAUCAUCACCAGGCAACCAUCCAACAAAAUCCAUCAAACUCCAGUGCCGCGGACUAUAUGCAACGUAAAUUGGCCUAUUUUGGGUCCACCCUUGCCGCUCCCUUGGACAUGAGGCGGUGCACCAGCAACGAUUCCGACUGCGACUCACCGCCGCCGCUGAGCAGUUCGCCCUCCGAGUCGCCGCUUUCCCAUGACGGCAAUGGUCUCAGUCGCAAGAAGCGCUCGCGGGCUGCCUUCAGCCAUGCCCAGGUGUUCGAGCUGGAGCGUCGUUUUGCCCAACAGCGUUACCUAUCCGGACCAGAGCGCAGCGAGAUGGCCAAGAGUCUGCGGCUGACCGAGACGCAGGUGAAGAUCUGGUUCCAGAAUCGCCGCUACAAGACCAAACGCAAGCAGAUCCAGCAGCAUGAGGCGGCUCUCCUGGGUGCCAGUAAGCGGGUUCCCGUUCAGGUUCUGGUCCGGGAGGAUGGCAGCACCACCUACGCCCAUAUGGCUGGGCCGGGAACGGGACAUGGUCUGGAUCCGGCGCUGAUCAACAUCUAUCGCCAUCAGCUGCAGUUGGCCUACGGCGGCCUGCCGCUGCCCCAGAUGCAGAUGCCGUUCCCGUACUUCUAUCCCCAGCCCAAGGUCCCACAGCCCAUACCACCGCCCACACAAUCCUCGAGCUUUGUGACCGCAUCCUCGGCUUCCUCCUCGCCCAUUCCCAUCCCAGGUGCCGUGCGUCCUCAGCGAACUCCCUGCCCCAGUCCCAACGAUCAGGGAAUGAAGAUGGAGAGUGGAGCUGAGGGCAAUAAUUCGGGGGCGGAGGAUAUGGACGAGAAUGUGGAAAUUGAUUGAAUUGGAAAGGAUUUGAGCGAAUGAGAAUUAUGUGCGAAUCCCGAGGCACGUUUUUGUGAUAGCCUUAGAAGUUGUGUUUUAGUCUCUAUGUCUAACCACUAGAUAGCCCAUAGCUUUAGUAGAUUUAAGUUUUAGUUGUACUUUGAGAGCUAAAUAAAAUAAAAUUGUAUAUGAAAAACAA